UUGGAUCCCUGUUCAGAGAGCUGGCAAGUAAACAAUUGAUACUCCGCGUCGAUCGAUUCUUAAGCACCAUCGCCUUCGGUGAUCAAGGCCUCCUGUCUCUCUGCAUCAUCAGUACAGCGUCUCUGCUCCCAAUCUUCUGGUAGGUCUGAAGAUCGUAUUAUAAGCUCGAUCCGUGUGCUUGCUUGAUUGUUCUUGUUGAGCCUUCUUGCUUGAUUGAAGAAACCGACCAAUCGUGCGUGCUUGUCGCGUUUCCGAUACUCGGGGCUCGAUCGAUCGAACCGAGACGAGUUCGAUCUCCUUUUGAGGUUCGUCUAUUGAUCGGGAAAAGUUUAAUUUGCUGGUUCCGUUGGUUCAACUCGAAGUUUUCCUCGCCGUUUUCCCUGAUCUCGGUCGAGCGUGCCAUCUCGAUCGGCUUUUGAACCUAGAUUGUCGUGCAUCAUGUCUGAACAUGUGGCGGAAGGAGCAGUGGCGGCCGCUGUAAACAACGUGGUGGAAAACCUGUCGAAGCUCCCCGCGGCGACAUCAUCACAUGCCGUGGGCAAAUCUUCACAUGGCCGGCUAUUUAACAGGGAAAAGACAGUUCAUCAGCUACUUGGCGGUGGCAAAGCUGCGGACGUCCUUUUGUGGAAGCACAAGCCUUUGUCCGGUGGUGUUCUAGCGGGAGCGACAAUCGGUUGGAUUCUAUUCGAGUGGUCUGGUUACACUCUACUGUCCCUCGUCUCGAACGUGCUUCUCUUCCUCAUUGUCAUCUUCUUCUUGUGGUCGAAUGCUGCUGGUCUUCUGAACAGAGCUCCACCUCCACUACCUGAACUUGCGCUAUCUGAAGACACCGUGGUUCACACUGCAAAAACUCUCCGCGUUGAAAUCAACAAAAUCCUUGCAAUAGCACACGAUGUUGCUCUCGGAAGGGAUUGGAAGCUCUUUCUGAAGGUGGUUGCCGGCCUCUGGGUGCUCUCUGUUAUUGGUGGAUGGUUCAACUUCUUGACACUUGUGUACAUCGGUGUUGUCGCCUCCCAUACGGUCCCAGCUCUGUAUGAGAAGUACGAAGAUGAAGUUGACAAGUACGGCAAGGUUGCAGUUGAUCAGGCUAAUGUCCAGUACAAAAAGAUCGAUGCUCUCCUGCUGAGUAAAAUCCCUAGGGCUGCGCCCAAGGACAAGAAGGCGCAGUAGGACCAGAUUAUGGCCUGAUAUGCUUGUGGGGACAGGCUCUACUGCUAGUGAGCUCAGCAUGUAAAUACCGAUCUGUAAAAGCUUUUUUUCUAAGCUGCUGGUGGCACAUGUCUGCGCUGAGUUUCGUCGAAUUGGAGGAUUUAACACAUGGUUCAUCGCCAGAUGUAGGAACUGGUGGUGACAAUUUUCUGCUUCCUAAGCUUUCCCUCUUGCCUUUCUAGCAAAUUUUGAUAUUCGUAUGAAUUGUGAAAGGGGACAAACAUCCUGGCUUUAGACAGCCAGCGGGAGGUUUGGGGGCUUUUUAGUUUACACGUAAGUAAUACGAUUUUCGUCCUCAAGGAAGUAUUUGACGCAGAAACAUUCGUUUUCAAAGCCAGCGGGGUUUUAAUGUAAUCCUACAAGCGACAGUGGUUAUCAGAAGUGGACAGAUGUUUACCUAGGUUGUGAGAUUCCAAUUUUAUGUAACGCUUCAUCUUACUAUCAGCAAUAGAAUCCGCUUGGAGGAUUUGCAAACAUA
Marchantia polymorpha subsp. ruderalis is the source of this 1687-nucleotide messenger RNA. Lineage: Eukaryota; Viridiplantae; Streptophyta; Marchantiopsida; Marchantiales; Marchantiaceae. The record is from the annotation of a GenBank genome assembly.